Limulus polyphemus (Atlantic horseshoe crab) is the source of this 2041-nucleotide messenger RNA. RefSeq names its product solute carrier family 2, facilitated glucose transporter member 1-like. Gene Ontology annotation, molecular function: hexose transmembrane transporter activity. Gene Ontology annotation, cellular component: membrane. Gene Ontology annotation, biological process: monosaccharide transmembrane transport. The annotation marks the transcript as partial. NCBI's taxonomy places the organism in Eukaryota, Metazoa, Arthropoda, Merostomata, Xiphosura, Limulidae. The transcript is spliced from 9 exons. The record is from RefSeq and is a predicted model, not a curated record.
CUCGUCAUGGAUUUCAUUAACACGACCUAUUUUGAACGUUUUGACGAAGAGCCUGGGAAGCAAACUGUCACCAUUAUCUUCUCCAUGAUAGUGUCCAUCUUCUGUAUAGGCGGCAUGGUGGGUGCUUUAGGCACGGCUUACGCUGCUGAGAAGUUUGGACGAAAGGGAGGACUACUUCUGAACAACAUCUUCGUCUUUAUUGCGGCAGGUCUUAUGGGAUUCUCUAAGAUGGCUCGAUCUUACGAAAUGAUGAUAAUGGGUCGCUUCUUCAUCGGUUUGAACUCAGGUUUGAAUGCUGGUUUGGCUCCCAUGUAUUUAACUGAAGUUUCACCAAUUCACCUGCGAGGAGCAGUUGGAACAAUCUAUCAGUUAGUAAUUACUAUCUCUAUCUUAGUGUCCCAGGUAUUGGGUUUACCACAAGCUUUGGGAACAGAGGAACAUUGGCCUUACGUUUUCGGCAUGACAGUUAUUCCAUCAAUUUUUAUGUUGGCUUCAAUGCCCUUGUGCCCAGAAUCACCUAGAUACAUUUUGAUUUACCAAGGAAAGGAAGUAGCAGCCCAAAAAGCUGAGUUAAUAGCCUUAGCAAACAAGCCAGCCCCUACUCCAUUUAAAUGUAACCCAUCCAUUGUAACGCUUCAAGAAAUGUGGAACAACCCUGUUUUACGUACUCCACUUUUCAUCUCUCUGGUAGUAAUGUUGUCACAGCAGCUCUCGGGAAUUAACGUUGCCAUCUUCUUUUCCACCAAAAUUUUUGAAAGUGCUGGCUUGAGCAAAGAAACUUCUUUAUAUGCUACCCUAGGCAUGGGAAGUAUCAAUGUGUUGAUGACAGUUGUUUCUCUGGUUCUAGUAGAAAGAGCAGGACGCCGAACUUUACAUCUUAUAGGACUUGCAGGCAUGGGGAUUAUCACACUUAUACUUACUAUAUGUAUGGCAUUAAAGACAUCAAUACCAUGGUUGUCAUAUAUGAGUAUUGUUUGUGUAAUUGGAUUUGUUGUGAUGUUUGCUAUUGGACCAGGCUCAAUCCCAUGGUUUUUAGUAAGUGAGCUAUUUGGCCAGGGAGCACGUGCUAUAGCCACCAGUAUUGCCGUAGCAGUGAACUGGAGUGCCAACUUCGUGGUGGGAUUAGGUUUCCUGCCCCUAGCUAACAUCCUGGGGGAUUAUACGUUUUUAAUAUUUACAGUCCUGCUGGCUAUCUUCUGGAUAUUUACGUACAAAAAAGUCCCUGAAACCAAAAACAAAACCGUCGAGGAGAUAACUUCUUUAUUUAGACAGAGAGUCUAUGAAUGAUAUCAUUCCAAAUUAAGGUUGCUGAAUGACGAGGAUAUAAACGUUGAACUAAUUUUAGUGCACUAAAUAUAAUGUCUGUACUUAGUACGUAAAGAUGUGGCAGCGUAUUAGACGUAACGAAAACACAGACCAAGUUUCUCCGGGAGAAAAUAAAGGAGUUAAAAGUUAAUUUUGUGUAAUGUAGAUUAUACAUGACAGUGACGGAAGUGGUGUGACGUCAUUUCUUAGUGACGGAAGUGGUGUGACGUCAUUUCUUUGCAAUUCCUUGGCAGUGUAUAAAAAAACAAUAGAGAACAAAACUCACUUGAUGAAAGUUAUAAUUUUAAGUAGAUUUUUAAUAGAGGGCGCGGAAGAUAUUAGCUUAGUAAUAUGGAAAUUUUCUAACAAAAACUGUAGUGAAGAACUCUAUACAAACCACGAAGAUCUGACAUUUUGUUUUACAAAGUUGUCAAUAGUUUUACAAUGUGACACAUCACAAACAGUAUAAUAUAAAACACCUUACUAAUUUUGCUGUUAAGAUUCCAUGAUUUAGCUUGGCACUUGUAUGCAGGCAUAACGAUAUUUCAGUCAUUGUCAUUGCAUGGAUCGCACCCACAGUUUUCCUUAAGUCCCAUUAAAACACCUUCCAAACACUUGGUUUGGUUUGAAUUUCACGCAAAGCUACACGAGUGCUAUCUGCGCUACCAGUCCCUAAUUUAGCAGUGAUGGAUUAGAGGAAAGGCAGAUAGUGAACACUACCCACCGCCAACUCUUG